AUGGCCACUCAUCAUUACCUUGACGCGCGACUCUACCACCAGGCAGGCUUGCACCACCAGCGCAACAGGUCGCGCGUCUGGUCCUACCCCGACGACCACCUCUUCUUCCGCACGCGUCCGGGCUCCAGUGGAGGCAGUAUGCUCAUGCAUAUGCGUCUACAAUCAGUUUCGCGAGCCCUGCUUGAUGACGGAAGGGAUAGCAUGUACUACCUCGGAACGGGCGCCAAUGAUACCUCCAACAACGGACAAUCUCUACUAGGCUCAUUGGUUGGCGGAAAGGAGGCGAGAUCGAAUGGCAGGCUUGAGUUAAUCGUGACCAUGCCUGAGGAUGUAUUGUAUGAGAUAUUCAGCCAUCUGCAUCCGCUCGAUUUGUUGCACCUCUCUCGUACCAGUUGGGGUUUGCGCAGGCUCCUCCUCGCACGCCACGCUCGUGGGGUCUGGCGAGCAGCCCUGUCGAGCGUGCGAGCCCUUCCACCCUGCCCGAACGACCUUACCGAGGUUGCCUACGCAAGUUUGGCGUUCGACAACUGGUGCCAUUUCUGCUUCGAGCUGGAGGUCGAACAAAUCUCUUGGAUAUGUCGUGUACGGUGUUGCGAGAACUGUCUGAAGGCGGAGUUCAUUUCGGAGGCCGAACUGGAGUUCCGGAUUCCUGAAGACCUGUUCAUCGAGCGACCAGAUUCAAUUUUCCCCUACCUUUCUCCUCGGCCGACACGGAGAGGUACCAAGAGCGGCAACCGCGUACCGCUCUAUCUCACCUCAACGGCGAAUGAAUACCUCCAAGAGCUAGAUGACAUCGUCUUUAACAAAGAUGACAAAGCCCUCUCCCAAUGGAGCGAGCGGAAACGCGAUAUACAGGCCGAGAAGCUGACGCACGCGGCCCUCUGUGAAUACUGGGCGACGCACUGGGCGUACCGCGCGCCACCCCGUCCCUCACCGUCCUGCAAAAGCGAGCUUGGUAUCGUCAGCGCGCUACUCGUUCUCCUCGCGUUCAUGUGGCGCGAGACACUCGCUAGGCUGUAUGUGGGUGUAGGUGCCGCUGUGGUGGCGAUCACCGUCAGUGCUGCUAGCGAGAAGUAA
Molecule: messenger RNA, 1077 nt
Organism: Cyclocybe aegerita
Lineage: Eukaryota; Fungi; Basidiomycota; Agaricomycetes; Agaricales; Hemipholiotaceae
Source: the annotation of a GenBank genome assembly